Pteropus alecto (black flying fox) is the source of this 8471-nucleotide messenger RNA. It is a transcript of the gene PRKCA, whose product is annotated as protein kinase C alpha. Gene Ontology annotation, biological process: protein phosphorylation. The coding region runs from base 21 to 2039 and encodes 672 amino acids. Gene Ontology annotation, molecular function: zinc ion binding; diacylglycerol-dependent serine/threonine kinase activity; ATP binding. The transcript has 17 exons. The record is from RefSeq and is a predicted model, not a curated record. NCBI's taxonomy places the organism in Eukaryota, Metazoa, Chordata, Mammalia, Chiroptera, Pteropodidae.
AGAGGUGGUUGGGGGGGACCAUGGCUGACGUUUUCCCGGCCAACGAUUCCACAGCGUCUCAGGACGUGGCCAACCGCUUCGCGCGCAAAGGGGCGCUGAGACAGAAGAACGUGCAUGAGGUGAAGGACCACAAAUUCAUCGCCCGGUUCUUCAAGCAGCCCACCUUCUGCAGCCACUGCACCGACUUCAUCUGGGGGUUUGGGAAACAAGGCUUCCAGUGCCAAGUUUGCUGUUUUGUGGUUCACAAGAGGUGCCAUGAAUUUGUUACAUUUUCCUGUCCGGGUGCGGAUAAGGGACCCGACACUGAUGACCCCAGGAGCAAGCACAAGUUUAAAAUCCACACUUACGGAAGCCCCACCUUCUGUGAUCACUGUGGGUCACUGCUGUACGGACUUAUCCAUCAAGGGAUGAAAUGUGACACCUGCGACAUGAAUGUGCACAAGCAGUGUGUGAUAAACGUCCCUAGCCUCUGUGGGAUGGACCACACAGAGAAGAGGGGGCGGAUCUACCUGAAGGCUGAGGUCACCGACGAAAAGCUCCAUGUCACAGUACGAGAUGCAAAAAAUCUCAUCCCUAUGGAUCCAAAUGGACUUUCAGACCCUUACGUGAAGCUGAAACUUAUUCCUGAUCCCAAGAAUGAAAGCAAACAAAAAACCAAAACCAUCCGCUCCACACUGAACCCUCAGUGGAAUGAGUCGUUUACCUUCAAAUUAAAACCUUCGGAUAAAGACCGACGACUGUCCGUAGAAAUCUGGGACUGGGAUCGAACAACAAGGAACGACUUCAUGGGCUCCCUUUCCUUCGGCGUUUCGGAGUUGAUGAAGAUGCCGGCCAGUGGAUGGUACAAGUUGCUUAACCAAGAAGAAGGUGAGUACUACAACGUGCCCAUUCCAGAAGGAGAUGAGGAAGGAAACGCGGAGCUCCGGCAGAAAUUCGAGAAAGCCAAGCUUGGCCCUGCUGGUAACAAAGUAAUCAGUCCUUCAGAAGACAGGAGACAACCUUCCAACAACCUUGACAGGGUGAAACUCACCGACUUCAAUUUCCUCAUGGUCCUGGGGAAGGGGAGUUUUGGAAAGGUGAUGCUGGCCGACAGGAAGGGUACGGAAGAACUGUACGCUAUCAAAAUCCUGAAGAAGGACGUGGUGAUCCAGGACGACGACGUGGAAUGCACCAUGGUAGAGAAGCGCGUGCUGGCUUUGCUUGACAAGCCGCCGUUCCUGACACAGCUGCACUCCUGCUUCCAGACGGUGGAUCGGCUCUACUUCGUCAUGGAAUACGUCAACGGCGGGGACCUCAUGUACCACAUCCAGCAAGUAGGAAAAUUUAAGGAACCCCAAGCAGUAUUCUAUGCAGCAGAGAUUUCCAUUGGAUUGUUCUUUCUUCAUAAACGAGGAAUCAUUUAUAGGGAUCUGAAGCUAGAUAACGUCAUGCUGGAUUCAGAGGGACACAUCAAGAUUGCCGACUUUGGGAUGUGCAAGGAACACAUGAUGGAGGGAGUCACGACCAGGACCUUCUGUGGGACCCCAGAUUACAUCGCCCCGGAGAUAAUCGCUUAUCAGCCGUACGGGAAAUCUGUGGACUGGUGGGCCUACGGCGUCCUGUUAUAUGAAAUGCUGGCCGGGCAGCCCCCAUUCGACGGUGAAGAUGAAGACGAGUUGUUUCAGUCUAUAAUGGAGCACAACGUUUCUUAUCCGAAAUCUCUAUCCAAGGAGGCCGUUUCCAUCUGCAAAGGACUGAUGACCAAACAUCCCGGCAAGCGUCUGGGCUGCGGGCCCGAGGGGGAACGGGACGUGCGAGAACACGCCUUCUUCCGGAGGAUCGACUGGGAGAAACUGGAAAACAGGGAGAUCCAGCCGCCAUUCAAGCCCAAAGUGUGCGGCAAAGGAGCAGAAAACUUUGACAAGUUCUUCACACGAGGGCAGCCUGUCUUAACGCCUCCCGACCAGCUGGUCAUUGCUAACAUAGACCAGUCUGAUUUCGAAGGGUUCUCGUACGUCAACCCCCAGUUCGUGCACCCCAUCUUACAGAGCGCAGUAUGAAACUCACCAACCAGAACAAACGCCUCCCCAGCCCCCAGCACCCUGCCCCACCGCCCCCCCAACCCCCCAGCAGCGAGAAAUGAUUCUUAACCCUAAAAUUUUAAGGCCACAGCCUUGUUCCUUGUUCCAGAUGGAGGCCUGAAAAUUGUAGGGUUAUUUGUCCGAAUGCGACCAACUGUUCAGGGUCUCUCUCUUACAACCAAGAACAUUAUCUUAGUGGAAGAUGAUAAUGUACAGUGUCCAGUUUAAUCAUGUAGAAGUCACCUCUGGCUGUAGAUCAACCCUUCCUAGAAAGUAAACAGACUCUUGCCCCCUUUUCGGUACGAUUUGAUAUAUUUUCCGUAUCCUCUGGCUGUCAGAUUUUCACCAUCAGGAUCCCCCCACCAGAGAUGUGGAAAUGAACUUGCCCCCCCCCCCAGCGCAGCAGGCUGGACACCCCUCCACCCAAGGCGCCCAGAGAGUGAGCAGGGCGGGGUCGGGGGUGGGCAUCCGUGUCGCUUCUGUCCUCUGCCUCAGCGGACACCGUUCCUAAACCCCGAGGGGCCUGGGCGCCGUUUGCAAGCUCCCUGUUCCCAGACCUUGACAGUCAUACCCCGUCAUCAUCCGGUGGUUACCAGUUUAGAAAAAGAGAGAAAGAAAACCUCAGAUGCGGGUUCGGUGGAUCUGUCAUGUUGUACCCUACUCGGCUGAUUCCCUGUCUUGAUACUUGCAUUUCUUUUUUUAAGAGGCCAAAUCUUCUAAGGACUUUGCUAAAUGAGCACAUGAAAUCGUUUCAAAUCAAGGAGAAACCAGGGCAUACGUUCGUCCACUGUAAUCUCUGGGAGAUUAUUCUGUGACCCGGGGUGCCAUCAGCAAUCAUGGCGCUACUCGCCAGCGUUGUUAGCCAACCCCCUCCCCCACGUGCGGAUAUUUUGCUACCUACUUCCCGAGAAGCUGAAGUGUGCGCCCCACCCCCUUUUGUACUUAUUUAUUUAAUAGGCCGCAGUGUCGUUGAUGAGAGUACGGUGUACAGUAACUUAAAGUGUUGACGCUAGCUAGCAGCAGUCCUUGCUGAUGGAGUUCCCUCCCAGCUCUGGCCCUUGACAUCCCCUUUGGGAUGAAAACCGGUAUGGUUUUGGUUCCCCCUUCUAGUUCAUGUUGAAUGACACACCUGGACCUGUAGAAUCAGGAAACCUGAAUACAUAUCAGCUCAAAGAUGUUUUACUGCGAGAAGGAUUUUCAUAUGUUUUGCAAAUGCAUCAUGCAAUGAAUUUUGCAUGUUUAUAAUAAACCUGAAUAACAAGUGAAUCUAUAUUAUUGAUAUAAUCGUAUCAAGUAUAAAGAGAGUAUUAUAUAAUAAUUUUAUAAGACACAAUCGUGCUAUAUUUGUGAAGGCUCUUGUUUCUAACCUUUGAUGAUUAAGUUUGAGUUUAAUUCUUCGCUGCCAUGCUUCCUCUUCCCCGCCCCCGCCCCAUGCGUGCCCUGCACAUUGGCGCUGUAUUGGAGAUAUUCAUUUUUUUAACAUAGAUCUAAUUUCAGAAAUGAAUGGCUAAUUUACAUGAUUAAUUAGGCAUAUAUAUAUAUAUAUAUACACACAUAUAUAUAAAUAUUCGAUUCUACUUGCAAACAAAAGUUUUGGGGGGUUAUUUCUGAGAUGAGAUUCUCUCUUAGCUUCUUAACAGCAUCUCCUGUUCGGGUCCCUGUGCCACGCUUCCUCUUGGGGACAGCGGGAAGUGUUUGACUCCAGUGUGGCGAGUACGUUUGAGCAGAUGUGUGUCAUCACCGCCCCUGGGCUUUGGUUGGUCGGUUGGUUGUGUUUUCCUUUUUUUCAGCCUCGUUACCGUUAGCGACAGGGGGUAGGACGGGAAGGUGCCCUUCCCGAUCUGUGUGCGUGGACACGCCAGGAGCGUGCUGUCCAGCUGGCCGCCCCUGAAAGGACCUGCUCGUUUGUUCCAGCACGUGCAGACUUCACGAGACAAACCGUCCGCAGCCCCCUGGGCACGGCCACCCCCGGAGCUCUGAGCAGACUCCUUUUAGAGGCUACAGAUUCUCUCUCCAGCUGUUGCUAGAACCAGCCUUUGCAGCCUUGUAAGAAGCACUUCAGUGGUGAGACACCGUCCUCACGCAGGGUCCUCAGAGGAGCCAGUCUCCUACGACAGGGAGAAUGUUCAGAACGGAAGCUGCUAGUGGCCCUUCCAGAAAGCUGCUUUGUUUCUCCCUCUUCUCCAAAAGCAUCUUCCAGCUAAGUGCCUCCUCGAUUUUAUUCUGGCUCUUUGCCUGAAAUGUUUGUAACAUGUGACCACGGAGGGGGCUUUGGGAUGAGAGAGCCAGCCUGUCCCGGGAACCCCCGAUGGGAGGAAGAGAUGGGUAGAGAAUGGGUCAGACCAGAGAAAAGCGCCUUCCUCUGCCAUCUCUGAUGAACCGUAGACUUCAGAACUCCCAAGGGUACCCAGCACACCCAGAGCUGCAGUCCUGCUGGUCAGUGCACGUUGUGGGGACAUUUCUUCCCCAGGUGCACCUCGUUUGGUCUGAUAGAAAAGGGACCAAUUUAUAGAAAGAGCCUGAGAAACAAAAGAGCCAGUCACCAUGCCCCAGAACAGAGCAGCAGGAGGUCCCCAGAAGGGCACAGAGUCCCAGAGAAGCACACGUGGGGUGUGGGCCAUUUGCUCCCGAGCCCCAUGCCUCCUGCUUGUGUUAGGCCAGCAGUGGUCACAGGCUUCCCCUGAAACGGCCGACACAUUUCCAAAUUAUUUAUACUUCUCCAGGAAACAUAUUUAGCAUCUCAGCCGGCUUGGUAUUCUUUCAGAACGUGUGACGAAGUUUUCAAAGAAAAUUCUCUAUCCGUGGGGCCCAGCACUUUGCCUGAGGGACAGCGGGCUCAAGGACAAACUUAGGGGGAAAGCAGUAUGAAACCAGGGCCCGGCGAAGUGUGGUCAUGAUGUCGCCUGUUCGGUGCUGUGCUAUGUGCUGGAUUGAGGGAAAGGCUGAUGCUCGAAAGAUUUUGGCAGCCCAGAAUGGUUAUUGCUGAAAGAAUAAGGCACGUGGGUGACCAUUAACAAGACUCUAGCCACAGUGUCGGUUUAUAAAAUUCUCUGGCAUCGUCCCGCUUCGGGGCCAUCGUCUGAAAUAAAAGCACAAGGAAGGGGCUGCUGUUUUAACUGCAGCAGCCCCGUUACAGGCUGGAAUGAGAAGGAUGCCUCGAAGGGUCAGGUGACUGGGGGACUCUAGGAAGUUCUGGCCCCUGAGUACCGCCCCAGUCACCAGUACUAUCCACGCCCCCGGCAGAAUCUAGCACAAUCUGAGUCUCCACCGGCCUCGCCGGUCUGUGACUCUGAAAGGCCAUCAAAUUGCCUUGCCUCAUUUUCCCUUGAUGGCGGCUGCUGCUUCUGCGGGACUCCCCUCUGAGGCUGCGGGCCAGUGGGCGGUCAGCGCUUGGCGUCUUUUCUAAAGCCACAGGGUGCUUGGUUUGAAUGGAAGGAUCUAGAGUGUGCUGCCAGGUGCAGUCCUCAGUGGAUAAGGGCGGGGUUCACUCAAGGCAAGAACUAACUCAGAAAGUUGAUAUGAGGCCCCAAGAACCGAAAUGAUGGCUCAUCAACACAUUUACUUUCAUCCCCAUGACCUGUUCAAGUUAAGGCAGAAUCACUGUCUUUUCUUAUAAGGCUUUCUUAUUAGGAAUUUCGGUAGGAAGUCAGAGGGUUGAGAGCUCUCUGGAAGCGUGACUUGAGAUGGUUGGUUGAAAGUUUAUGAAAGACCAAGAUUAAUGCAAACCAGCAAAUGACUGUUGAGCACCUCACUGAGCCAUCAGGUCAUUAGCAGAGCAUGGUGACUUGCCGGAGUGGGCGUGCAGACCACAUUCUGACAUUCUGAGAAGAGGUCAGCAGAGGCAGAAGUGGGUAAGGAAUUUAGCAAAGAGCAGGGUCCGAGUGUGUCGGGAAGGAGGCUUGCAGUAGGAGGAAGCCAGGAGGGAGGGGCAGGGAAGGGCAUCCUAGCAAGGAAGCUCCUGCCAUUUCCAGCGGCUUUCCAUUGGAGGUUUUUGGUGCAGGCGAAAAUCACCGACUGCUGGUCCUUGAGAGUGAGUUUGUUGCCAGGGAUACAGCCUAGUCCUCAGAAAACAUCUCCCAAAUGCCAGCAGCAUCCUCACCAACUGCUAGAAGCCCCCUUCCCUCCCUAUGUAGAGGCAGCUCAAAGCGCUCUGGGCUGAGCCAAACCAUCCGUGUGCCCCGAAAGCCAGGAGAUUCCCACCCAUUUUCUUCUGCAGCUUUCUGCUGAGCGUUAUGACAGCCCGGGCUGGAUGGAGAAGUAGCGAAACCAACCAGCCCUGCAGUUCCCACCUGACUCCACUCAGCAAGGGAAAUUUGAGAGUUUUGUCUGUGCUGAAGAGGGGGCAGGGGAAGUGAGAGGCUUAGGUUUUUAAAAAAGCCUCAGAAAGGCUACACCACCUGAUCGUCAUUUUCUCACUUUGCUCUUAUGGAGUCACCUGUUUCUUGUGUGUGCAUCACACCUUUUCCUGUUUCUUUAAACGCAGCAAGGGCAGGAGUGCCUGCUACCCCACAAUCACGAUCAUGAAAUGGACACUGGGCCAGGGACCCAAAGAGUGAUGACCAUGAGGGUCACAGGAACAGCGAGGGCACGACAGAGGGAAGGAGAGGCACACUCUGGGUAUUCGUGGCUACAUACUAGUUUGACAAGGAGUUGUGGGGAAUAUUUUUAAAACAUUUUCCUCGAGUUGCUGGCCUCCUUUUAAUGAAAGAUAGCAGACCUUAAACAUUUCUGUCAUUUCUCAUUUGGGCCGAUGCAGCAAAUCUAGGGGAUGCUACAUAUUUCUGUUAGAAGAGGCAGAAAGUGGGGAAAGGUUGCCUGAGUUAUUCAUGCCUGAAGGCAGUCACCCGGAAAUGGUGUCAGCCACGAUUCUGUUCGUUCUGUAAUGUCAGGGACUAUGUAGGGGAGGUUCAAAGUGAAUGUCCAGGAUCCCUGCGCCUCUGAUCUGUGUGAUCGAUCAGGUGUCAGUUCAUAGCCGUGCAGGUCAAACUCAGCCAUCAGACAGCCUUACAAAUGACCCUCCACUAAGGCCCACACCUUCCAAAGACUUCUUUUUAAACCUUAAGGAAGAAAUGAAUUUGUUAAUUACAAUAGAACAACUGGAUAUACUGGGCUAUUUGUACUUUUUUAUAGAGAACUUUAAUAAUCCUUUUAAAAUGAGUUUUUAAAAUAAAACUUCUGAUAAUUUGAUAAGAUCCCCAUCGCGGGGAGCCUGCAGGAGGCCUGGGCAGGGGCCAGCUGGAUCACCCCUGACCUGCACUCCCACUGCAGGACUUUGCCCUGCUGGUGGGGUCCGGAGUCCUCAUCGGAAUGACCAGAAGUUCAGGGGGAAGUUCAAGGGGCAGACAGGCACCCUCCGUAUUUUCAAUAGACGCUGGGGACAACCGUCUAAGGUCUAGAAAUGUUCAGACUGUAGGAAAGGUGGCUUUAUUGUCCCCCCUUCCAAACGCAGCCCAGGACAGCAUUCUCGGGAGUCCCUGCGGCCCUUUCAUCUGCUCGGCGAGGCUCUGUGACCCCCUCUGGUGUGGGAGGGGGUGGGCACAUCCUCAGCUCUAUCUUCAGUCCCCGGAGGGUACCUAUGUCUCUCACACUCAGUGAAAAUCCAGAGAUGCCCUACAAAGAUUUUGCCCACCGGGCAGUUCAGAAACACGUUACUCUCCCCAAGAAAGAAGAGGCAACAGCAAGCAUGCCCGCUGGCGCCUGUUCCAGAGUUCAUCUCUUAUGGGAGUAGACAGAAUCCUACUUUUCAGAAAAUAAGUAUCGAGUCCACUUUAUAAGAACCUCUUUUUCUAAAAUAAGACGAAAGGGUGGCUUCGCAUUUUCUGAUUAAACAACUGUGUCUUUGUCUCCUCUGCUUUAGGAGUAUUUAUUCCUGUGAUUGUUCGUAGAUUUUUUUGUUGAUACUCUUCCUGGAAGAAUGUGAUUCUUUUCUCGAGGGAAUUAAUGGACUGUUCAACAAUCAUACAUGAAGGCAGUUAUUCUUUUAAGUCUAAAUGGUCUAAUAAUUCACCUCAUAGCCCUUCUAUUAGGGUCUUUCAGAAUAACUUUUAUAGAUGGUCAGAAACAUUUGAAACCAUUGCUUUUGCUACAUGAUGUUUUGUGUGUGUGUGUGGAGGGCAUGCCUUGUUUAAAUCAUUCAUUGAAAAACAUGGUGUAAGACCCCUGAUACGUGUGAAGGAGGGAGGAGAAGAGAUGGAGGUUGAGGUUUUUCAUUCUGUGUCAGUACUCACUGACAAAACGCGGAGGCCAUUCAGCUGUCAAAUGACAUUAGGUUUAUAGGGGGCGAGAUGAAUGUAUAAAUUACUGCAUAUUGCUUUCCUCAGUCCGUAUGACCUCUAAUCUUUGUUUGCAUGAUAUGCUUUGUUAGAUACAUUAAUUGUGUAUGAAUAAAUAUAACGAUCAUUCCUUAGUGUA